CUCCUCUUUGCACUUCCCAAACAGUCUGGCAGCACACUUCAUUCAACUAGCAUCUCAAAGAAACAUCCGCCACUGUGCUCUGCGACGUUUGCAUAAAUGCUUUGGAAGGGAUGUGGGACCCCACGCGAACUCCGCGGCUCGGUCUCGUCAAAGACUUCCCUCGAAGUUUUGCUGCUGAAGACUAUGUACCCGGCCUGCCUUUCGUGUUUGGGCAUCACAAGGACGAGCAGUCAUGGGAGGCUUCGCGCAGGCAGGGUUGUACCAUCUGUGCCCCGCAUUGUAGGGCCAGUGCGUGGGCGGCAGGCUCUCUCAAGAAGAUGGGGUUCUUCUCCGUCUUCCAUCUUGCUUUACACAGACUUGACCACGGCGAAGGUCCGAGGGUGGUUCUUAAUUUGGACAGUCGUAUAGCAUGCACACUGAUCCCAUUCCAGGACUGUUUGUCUAGCCCAGGUUUCAAUUUCAACAUCGGCGACGAAACCGGCGACGAGCGCACUUGGAGGACAAUAGAAAACUGGUUGGCUCGGUGUCGAACCACCCACGGCAACUGCGCCCGGGACCAUCGGCGGUCUGCGGCGUCGAAAUCAUUCCGGCCGACACGGCUUCUCGAGCUUACAACAGACCACAAAUAUCGGCUUGUGAUGGGAGACCAUUGCCAGCCUGCCCUCCAAUAUGCAGCACUCAGCCAUUGCUGGGGUCAGCAAGACACGGCGAGCCUUCUGAUGCUGGCACAGUCCACAGCCCCUUCUCUACAGAAUGGUCAGCCGAUCUCUUCGCUGCCGAAAACAUUCCGGGACGCCAGUGUUGUGGCACGAAGGUUGGGGGUCAACUAUCUGUGGAUAGAUCGACUCUGCAUCUUCCAGGACGAUGCUUCAGACUGGCAGCGGGAGGCUGCCACCAUGUGCGAUGUCUACCGGCACGCCUACUUCAGCAUCGCCGCGCUUGGGGCCAGAAACAGCGAUGGGGGUGCUUCUUUCGGCGGCAUCCGGAGCAGCUCCUGCCCACGCUUGUGCAAUUGAAGCUCGGAGAGCGACAACGUCAAACGAGCUUUGUGACCAGUAGCGACAUUGAACGUGCUUGGUUGGGCUUAUUCAGGGGAGAGCCCCUGAUACAAAGGUCUUGGGUGGUUCAAGAGCGUGUUUUGGCAGCAAGGAC
Microdochium trichocladiopsis is the source of this 1152-nucleotide messenger RNA. Its product is annotated as heterokaryon incompatibility protein-domain-containing protein. NCBI's taxonomy places the organism in Eukaryota, Fungi, Ascomycota, Sordariomycetes, Xylariales, Microdochiaceae. The coding region runs from base 111 to 1016 and encodes 301 amino acids. The record is from RefSeq and is a predicted model, not a curated record. The transcript has 3 exons.